Anopheles marshallii is the source of this 1062-nucleotide messenger RNA. Its product is annotated as SOX domain-containing protein dichaete-like. Gene Ontology annotation, molecular function: RNA polymerase II cis-regulatory region sequence-specific DNA binding; DNA-binding transcription factor activity, RNA polymerase II-specific. Bases 1 to 1062 code for a protein of 353 amino acids. Gene Ontology annotation, biological process: anatomical structure morphogenesis; regulation of DNA-templated transcription; cell differentiation. The transcript has a single exon. The record is from RefSeq and is a predicted model, not a curated record. Lineage: Eukaryota; Metazoa; Arthropoda; Insecta; Diptera; Culicidae.
AUGAUUAACCACCACACGAUGGCCAGCCUGGGACAUCCGCACUACGGGUUUGCCCUGGGCAAUGGGAUGGACCUACCGCCGGCGGCCGAUUUUGCACCCCAGCCACACCACAGCCCCAGCUCCCCGACGGACCAUCUCGGGUUGAAGCGGGGCCUUACGUUUCCACCGUCGUCCCUGGCCGGUUUGCAGGGCCACGGGGGUAUGCACGGUGCGGCAGGAGCCCACCACCACCACCAUGGGUCCCUCGGACAGGGCGGGGGUGGUGGUGGCGGCGGCGGUGGUGCUGGCGGCGGUAUGGGCAAUGGGCAGACGUCGCCCGGCCAGGAGGGUCACAUCAAGCGCCCGAUGAACGCGUUCAUGGUCUGGUCCCGGUUGCAGCGCCGCCAAAUCGCCAAAGACAACCCGAAGAUGCACAACUCCGAGAUCUCGAAACGGCUCGGCUCGGAGUGGAAGCUGCUAACCGAGGCCCAGAAGCGCCCGUUCAUCGACGAGGCGAAACGGUUGCGGGCGACCCACAUGAAGGAGCACCCGGACUACAAGUAUCGGCCACGGCGCAAACCGAAAAACCCGCUCGCGAACGCCGCCAACGGGCUCGGGGCGCUCGGCGCGAUGCAGCAGGGCGGCAAAGGAUCCCUCGGCUCGUCCUAUCCCUUCCCCCAGCUGCCACCGUACUUCGCACCCACCCAUCCGCUGCAGCAGCUCGAGCAGCACUACCCGGUGCCGUACUUCGGCAGCUUCGAUCCACUCACGCUGCAGAAGCUCCACCAGUCGCAGCAGAGCGUACAGGCGGCCCACUCGCCGGUCGGGGGACUCGGCGAGAGUGGUAAACAGUCGGCCGGCCAGCAGCUACCACCUACCUCGCUCAGCUCGUUCUACUCCAACAUCUACAGCGGGAUCUCGGCGGCGGCGGCAGCGGCCCCACUGUAUGCCGCACACUCCAACAGCCUGUACAACACCUCGUCCACCUCGUCGGCAUCGCCCGGUUCCAGCCCGAGCGCAUCCCAAUCGACGCUGCCCGAUCUCGAGAACGCGAUGCGGCGACCGGUGCAGGUCAUCUACUGA